This is a messenger RNA of Zalophus californianus (California sea lion), 1697 nucleotides long. RefSeq names its product 60S ribosomal protein L31-like. The record is from RefSeq and is a predicted model, not a curated record. Gene Ontology annotation, molecular function: structural constituent of ribosome. The coding region runs from base 1305 to 1697 and encodes 130 amino acids. Gene Ontology annotation, cellular component: cytosolic large ribosomal subunit; ribosome. Lineage: Eukaryota; Metazoa; Chordata; Mammalia; Carnivora; Otariidae. The transcript is spliced from 6 exons. Gene Ontology annotation, biological process: cytoplasmic translation.
GUUUUAUCAUCUCCCAUCUCGCAAGAAGAAUAAGGCCACCUGACCCUCCUUGGAAUAAGAGUAAAUGUACCAGAUCACUCAUCUGUCAUUGCAAGUAAUAAUAAUCCUUACUAGAGUUACUAAGAACAACUGAACCUUCAUUAAAAUGAGAUGCCUGUAAGCAAUAUCAUCAUUAUCUAGUAAAUCUCCAAGCAAUUAUUGAGGUCUCUGCUGAUCCAAACUUGGUUCUACAUUCUAAGAGGGGCAGAGAUAUCUCCUCCCUCUCUAACAAGAAGUGGGCAGGAGAUGUUACAGGAGCCAUGAAGGGGCUCCUGCCCAAGGUUGGGGAGAGUGGAGGAAGCAGGCCAAACUUCCUGGAGCUACAGACACUUGAGCUGAGGUUCAAAGCAGGCGUACCCACUGCCAGACGAGAAAUGCAAGAUAAGAGUAGAAGAAAAGCAGAACGCCUACUGCCUAAAAUAUGGAAAUGACUGCAAAUAUGACUGAGCUUAACAUUGCAACAAAGGACUGGCUGGAAAAGUGAAUGAUUGCUGCCAUUUGGUGAGACUCAACUAUUCCUGAAAAAUGUGGUGUUGGGGGUUGAAGAUGAAUGAGACCCAGUGUCUGCCCUUACAGAGUUUGCGUCCUAGUGAGGGAAACAGACUAUCUAUAGCUGCAGCAGCCCCUGGAAAACAUAGAGCCAGUUAUGAGAAGGAGGCCCAAGGACAGCUGUUGAUCCUGAAAACGGUUUUAAUUUAUCUCUGUCUCAUUAGCUUAAUGCUGAUGCUGGCGGCCCCCAGGUUGCUGACCAAGCUUGGUGACUUUUCUUUUCAACUUGGCCUGAGGCUUAUCAGAUCCAUAGAUGAAGCUGACAAUUCAGGCAACCUUCCCUUGCUGUUUCUGGCCCUUUGUGUCCACUCACCAGGGACUUUCAUUCAUCUCUGGGACUACGGUAAUUAAAAGCAGGAGGGAAGACUGUCCUCAUUGGCUAACCUCUCUCUGUGAAUUGGCAUGACGGACAGAGUCACAUAAAUAAAUGCUUACCAUGCAGGAACCACCUGGGAAGUAGAGGGUUGGCUUUGAUGACCGAGCGGAGAGUUUUACCCACCUGACAACAUGCUGCUGUGAAUAGGAGUCCAGAGGCUAAAUUAUUGCAAAUUGCUUUUAAAAUUGACCCCAGAAAGCAAUCCAUAAUCAAGAAAGACACAAAAUGUGAAGAAAUGUUUUACUUUUCAGUAAAUGAUUUAAGUCGCCACUUUUGAAAACCAAAGGCUUGGGUUUGAAAUUGAUUAAGAAUCUUUCAGGAAGAACCAGGGCCCAGCAGAAUGGCUCCCGCGAAGAAGGGUGGCGAGAAGAAGGGCCGUUCUACCAUCAACGAAGUAGUGACCAGAGAAUACAUCAUCAACAUUCACAAGCGCACCCAUGGAGUGGGUUUCAAGAAGCGUGCCCCUCGGGCACGCAAAGAGAUCUGGAAAUUUGCCACGAAGGAGAUGGGAACUCCAGAUGUGCGCAUUGACACCAGGCUCAACAAAGCUGUCUGGGCCAAAGGAAUAAGGAAUGUUCCAUACCGUAUCCAUGUGCGGUUGUCCAGAAAACGUAAUGAGGAUGAAGAUUCACCAAACAAGCUCUACACACUGGUUACCUAUGUACCUGUCACCACUUUCAAAAAUCUACAGACAGUUAAUGUGGGUGAGAACUACUCGCUGAUUGUCAAAUAA